AUGAUUAAUUGUCAUUUUGUGUCCUCUCAGGUGGAAAUCCUUGACUGGGAGACAAAGAAACAGCUAUGCUUCCUAGAUAAGGUGGAACCAAAUGCUACAAUUAGAGAGAUCAGAUUGAUGUUCCAUAAAUUAUAUCCUCGGUGGUACCCUGCAAGGCAGUCAAUAAAACUUGAUCCAAAAGGAAAGUCCCUGAGGGAUGAAGAAAUCCUGCAGCACCUCCCUGUUGGCACAACUGCUACCUUAUACUUUAAAGAUUUAGGGCCACAGAUAGGAUGGACUACGGUAUUUUUGAUAGAAUAUACAGGUCCAUUGUUCAUCUAUUUUGUGUUUUAUUUCCGCAUGACUUUUGUCUAUGGACUGGAUGAGAGAUGUACAUCAAGUCCACACCCAGUAGUUAACUUGGCAUGUAUCUGCCAUUCUUUCCACUACAUCAAAAGGUUGAUUGAAACUGUAUUUGUUCAUCGAUUCUCCCGUGGGACUAUGCCACUGAGGAAUAUUGUGAAGAACUGCUUAUAUUACUGGGGAUUUGCAGCUUGGCUUGCAUAUUACAUCAAUCAUCCUCUUUACACUCCUCCUUCUUAUGGGAAAAAACAGAUAAAUUUUGCUGUGAUCAUGUUCCUGCUGUGUGAAGCUGGAAAUUUUUCCAUUCAUGUUGCACUCAGUGACCUCCGGAGAAAUGGAUCCAAAACCUGUAAGAUCCCAUAUCCAACAAAGAAUCCUUUCACAUGGCUGUUUUUCUUUGUAUCUUGCCCUAACUAUACAUAUGAGGUGGGGACCUGGAUCAGUUUCACUAUCAUGACUCAGUGUGUUCCAGUGGGACUGUUCACCUUGCUUUGCUUCAUUCAGAUGACAGUCUGGGCAAAGGAUAAACACUGCACCUACUUAAGAGAAUUCAAGGACUAUCCAAGUCAUAGAAUGCCAAUUAUUCCCUUUUUGUUGUAAGAAAAGAAGGCUCAAUUUGAAUAUUGCACAGAACCUCAAGAAGAAAACCUCAUAAAUGUCCUGCCAAAUAAAUAAAUAAAUUAAAAGGAUUUUGGUGCAUGUUGAAUCUCCACUGCUAAGGGAAAUUGUAUGCACUUGAAAGCUACACUUCCUUACAUUCAAGAAUUCUCAACUCAGAAGCACCUUAAAAGAUAAGUCUUCGUUGCACAGCUGCAAAAAAAAAAGUCCCUGCAGUUCACUGUAACCUGCCUUAGAUUUUUCUGUACUAGUCUGUUUAGAUUGAUGGAUCAGAGAUCCUGAGAAGUCUGUGCUGAAAAGCAGCUCCAAAUUUAGCAGUGGCAUUCUGCAAGACAGAAGUACACUGGAACGAGGACACACCAGCUAACUACAGAGCUCAGUUCAGCCAGCAUGGCAGCUGGCCUCAGGACAGUUGCAUGAUCUGCCUUCUUUGACUUGAAGACGAGUGUGCUGCCUGGAGGCAGGGGCUUUGUAACAUAACAUUACCAAAGAAUAUGAAUGGUUCCUGGAAUAAAGAAAUAGGCCAUAUCUCAAAAACCUGAUUUGGGUCUAACACCUAAUUUGCCAAAAGAAUCUUAAGUAAGAAAUAUUUGCAGUAUUUGUGAAUGUGCUGGGUUUUUUGCUUGCUUUUGGUCUUCUCAUUAGUAGUUGCAUACUAGUAAAUAAGAUUCAGAAGCAAUCUAACCUAUGUCAUAUCUUUGACAUCUGGCCUGUUUUGAUAUAUAACAUCUCCUUAUGAUGCUAAUUGACCUUUUACCCAGCAUUUUACAUUAGGCUUCUCUCAGUAGUUUAAUACACUUUGUAAA
Molecule: messenger RNA, 1766 nt
Organism: Pyrgilauda ruficollis (rufous-necked snowfinch)
Lineage: Eukaryota; Metazoa; Chordata; Aves; Passeriformes; Passeridae
Product: very-long-chain enoyl-CoA reductase-like
Exons: 12
Coding region: 1-942 (313 amino acids)
Biological process (GO): very long-chain fatty acid biosynthetic process
Molecular function (GO): oxidoreductase activity, acting on the CH-CH group of donors
Source: RefSeq, a predicted model, not a curated record